UCGAAUUAAGAAUUCCCAAAUCGGUAUGAAUAGAUGUCAAUACUUCCGCAUGCAUUCAAAUUUGAGUAAACUGAUUUCCUGAAGUCACGGAACUCAUAAAGAGAAAUGGUAACAAGGAUAGUUGCGUUUUCUUGGCUUUUCUAUGAACUCGCUCUUUUUUAAAUGGAGAUCCUGAUUUAGCGCGCCUGAUAGGUGAAGUCGCACCUAAAUUUGGACCAAAUUGAUCAAAAUUGGAUUUGGUCGUUCUUUAAUUGACGCCGCUUCUAACUAAACGAUUUUCUUUAAUACGAUAAAGAAAGUGCCCCGUAAGUUUAAAACAUGCACUUCCAGCCGAGUGAUCUGUGAUCUUAACCGUUAAGCAAGGUGAUAUUCACGGUACGGAUAUGAAAAGCGUAAGUUUAGAUUGCAAGAGCAGUUAAAGCCGACUGAAAACUGCAGCUGUUCGGGGUGUGAAGCCAGCUGGGGCUGGAGUCUGUAUCCCUAAUGCUGGGAAGGUUUUUCUCCAAGGCUAGGAACUCAAAUUCUCGUUUAAUUCUCUUGUUUUCCGUGAGGCGGGCAGACGUCUUAAUUAUUGAACAAGUCACCGGCCUGACUGAUCUCAGUUCAGUUAUGCAGGGUCUAGAAACGGAUGAUUUCGGGGUAAGCUGUCACCCGUGCUGGACUGGAGGAGCGGCAGGAGUGAUUCGCUCUUGCUCGCUCGGUGUGAUAGCCGCUCGAUCCUUUAAUGAGUCAGCUGUGACUUCGGCCGCGAUUAUUUUUUCCUGCUAAUUGUUGGGGGGGACGAAACAGGUCGGUUCUGGCCCUGGCAUCCGGUCUUAAUUGAACCAUAAACCUUGACGAGCUGUCUCUGUAGUUGUACUUUAUUUUUGGAAUAAAUCUAGGUCCUUCUGCGUUAUAAAUUCGACGUUUGCUCAGCCUGUUGCUGUCCAGCGCUCCCCAGACCGGCACAGGUGCUCCAAGCCGCUAUUGUUCAAGGGCUUUGUCGCCGAACUGGAUCCACCGGUUUCUCGAGAUGUUGGGUCAUACCUGUCAGGUCUGGCCUGUGCAGCGUUUCUCAAAAGCGGGACGGACCGCGCCCAGGAUCUGCGGGAUGGCGGGAGUCUUCUCCUACGAGAGCUCGGAGGUGGACUGGUGUGAGGACAACUACAGGCACUCGGAGACGGUGGCCGAGUUCUACAACACGGUGAGCAGUUUCAUCUUCUUCCUCUUCUCGCCACUCAUGCUGUAUCUGCUGCACCCCUACGCCAAGGAGAGGAGCCGGGCGGUGCACCUGGUGUGGUUCAUGAUGAUCUUCGUGGGGAUCUUCUCCAUUUACUUUCACAUGACUCUCAGCUAUGUGGGCCAGAUGCUGGAUGAGAUCUCCAUUCUCUGGGUGCUGGCCGUUGGCUAUGCCCUCUGGUUCCCACGGAAACACUUUCCCUCCUUCAUCAAGAACAGGGUGGAGUUUUCCGUUUUGGUGUUCCUGACGACGGUCUUUAGCACCCUGUCCUCCUUCGCCAAACCCACUGUUAAUGCCUACGCCCUCAACUGCAUCGCCCUGCACAUCCUCUACUGCCUGGGGCUGGAGCUCCGCAGUUGCACCAAUCCCAGGAUUCACAGGCUGGCACGGGUCUCUGUCUUCUGGUGGGCCCUGGCCAUCGCCUGCUGGCUGAGUGACCGCUUCCUGUGUAACUUCUGGAAGAGGAUCAACUUCUGUUACCUGCACAGCAUCUGGCACGUACUCAUCGUCGUUGCCACGGCGCACGGCAGCACUCUCAUCGCCUACUUCGACGCCCUGCACGAGAUCCCCCACGCCCUGCCCGAGAUCCAGUACUGGCCCAAGGACCACUGGUCCCUGGGGGUGCCCUUCAUUGCCAUAAGGGGCUCCUCGAAAACGCAGAAGGAGUGCUGAGGGCGACUGCUCUGUGGGACAGACGGGGAGCGAGCGAGGUGUGCGUGAACCUGUGUUAGGGUGAAAUGGACAUGUUCAUGGGUGGGGGUGUGUGUGGUUGGCUGGUGGUGGGGGGAGGGGUUUAAGUGGUUACACUGUAGAUACUGUAUCACCAGUACAAGGGGCACAAGUCCAUGCCUUCCCAACUGUAAGUUAACUUCGAGAAACCGGACAGGAAGCUGAAUCAAGGAGGAUAUUUCACAAAGCAACUUCAGCUCCAGCUGCCUGACUGUGACAGGACCUAUAACACUUGCCUGUUGCGCUCGUUUCUCACUCAGGAGAACUAUUUCAUGAAGAGAGUGCUUUAUGUUUGGCUGCUCUUGAGGCUGGACCACUAAAGACCUGAUCUCUGAGGAGACUCCUGCUGUGCAGUUUCACAUGGUCAUUCCUGCCCUUAUUGUGCAUCUGUGUGAGGAUAAAUGUGGCUGUGUUGCUGCUGUGUUUUUUGUGUCCGGUCUAGGUGUGCUGGUGCACUUGUGAGCCGUUGCCAUGGCUGGUUCGUAGGCACCAAAGGGAACUUGGUAACUGUGAUCCUCUAGACUUCCUGCUCAUUGAAGCUGAGAAGCUGAGAUAUAAGGAAACAAUUGCUGAUUGCAAAUCGGAAAGGUAUAAGAUGGCAAAAAUACAAAAUUGUUUAAAAAAAGAUAGCUGGCAGCCUGCAUUGACCACAUUUCUUGAAUGUCCAUACAAUUUUUAGAUCAAGGAAGUAUUUCAAUGUUGUAGGUUAUAAGCCAUGAGUGAAUUCUGACUGUCAUAGAAUGAAGACUCAUUGUUUCUUGCAACAAGAAUCUCUUAUUGGCAGGUUUCACCUGAUUCUGGGAAUGAUAAGUAAAGGGUCAAUAGCCCAGUCUUGUUCUGAACUCAAACAUAUUAACUUUCAUCACAGCUGAUUGAACAGAUCUCUAUAGUAUUGAUUGGAAAAUUUGCUCCGUUCCAGUUGGAAAACGUAGAAUACCUCUUUACCCUCUGAUUCAUUUUCUUUACAUUUGCCCAGAAAACGGUUUAUGAUUGUUUUUUGUUUCUGUUGGUUUUUGCUCUGUAUAGAUGCAUUAGAUUUGAGCUUUAACAAAGCGUUCAGUGCCUCUGUUUGUUAAAGUGGGUUUACCUCCUUGUGUUUAACAAGACGUUAUGAAAUGAGUUACAUGUUUUUUAUGGCAGGAUGUCUGUUACUUAGCUAAAGCAACUGCACUGGGCCAAAGCUGAGCCAUCAUUGUCAGUUAGUAGACAUCAGUGACAACCACUGAUUUUAUAUAUAUAUAAUCGAAAUGGCAUAUUAUGUACAAUUAACAAACAUAUUUGUUUCAGAUCUAUUUUCACCAUGCGUGGAGUCUGGAAUAGUAAUUAAAGGUGGAAUGAG
This is a messenger RNA of Lepisosteus oculatus (spotted gar), 3287 nucleotides long. Lineage: Eukaryota; Metazoa; Chordata; Actinopteri; Semionotiformes; Lepisosteidae. The record is from RefSeq and is a predicted model, not a curated record.